CAGAAAUCAAACUUAAAAUAAACCCUAAACCUCGAGACCACCCAAAUUUCCCUCCAUUUUCCAAUUUUGGGCAAACAAGGAGAUUGAAGAUGUUCUCUCCUGGAACCAAGAGGUCGCAUGGGAGCUCUCGCAGAGAUCCCAGUCUAGGGCACGCCGCGACUGCUUCUCCGGUCACUCCUCUCGCCGAGAACCGCCGCUCCAGCUCCGACAAUUUGGUCCCCCACCGCCCGGCCACGGGCACUCCGGCGCCUUGGGCUCCUCGACUUUCCGUUCUUGCCAGAAUUCCAAUAGUGAACAAGAAUGAGAAAGGGGACGACAUUGAUCCUAUUAAGCCUGUGUACGUUGGAGAAUUCCCCCAGGUGGUGCGUGAUGAGCAGACCAAGUUGCUGCAGAAGCGUGUUCCAGGUGAGGCAUUUAUAUAUGGUGGAAUGGAAAAGGGAAAAUGCAUAGCUUGGAUUAUCUGUGGAAGCAGACUCUUCAUUUGGAGUUACCUAUCUCCUGCUGCAUCAAUGAAAUGUGUUGUUCUUGAAAUCCCUUCAAAUGUUUUAGAGAAUGGGGAUAUUCGCAGAAGUGAUGGUGACACUUGGUCUCUCUGUGCUGUCAAUUGGGAUAUGACAUCUAGUAGAACAAAGAAAGUUGUAGAACAUAACAACUAUGCUGCUAUCGUAUUGUGUAACCAAAAAACACGUGCUGUUAUAUACUGGCGUGACAUAUAUUCUAAAGUGAAAACUGCUCCAGUUAUCAGUACUGCAUCUUCUGACGAAUUGGAGGUGAUUUUUACCACCCUGUCUAGGCAGCAACAUUCAAGUAGGCAGAGGAGUGGUUUGACUGAAUUGUAUUCUUUCAACUCAUUAAUUGCGUCUGCAGUCCCCAAUUCGCAGCAUGUUUGUGUUGCUAUUGCUUCUAGUUCAAAUGGUGAGCUGUGGCAAUUUCUUUGUAGCCCAUCUGGUAUCAAACGACAAAAAGUACAUUGGAAUACUUCGAGUUUAACCUCCCAAGGUGGUGACAAUGGUCAUGUAACAGGAAGCAAAGGUUAUCCAAGGUCUCUGAUCUGGCGUUUUUCACAUUCUUCUGUGCAUGAAUCCAACAGACAGUUUUUUCUUCUGACCGAUCAUGAGAUACAUUGUUUUAAUGUUGAACUUUUUCUUGAUAUAAACGUGUCAAAGGUCUGGUCACAUGAAAUAAUUGGCACUGAUGGCGAUUUGGGUAUUAAGAAAGAUCUAGCUGGACAGAAGCGUGUAUGGCCUCUUGAUGUGCAAGUUGACAUUUAUGGUAAAGUUAUUACUAUUCUGGUCGCCACAUUCUGCAAGGACCGAGUUAGCAGUUCAAGCUACACACAAUAUUCACUUUUGACCAUGCAAUAUAAAUCCGGGGUAAGUACUGAGGUAGGACAUGAAAGGAUUCUAGAGAAAAAAGCUCCCAUCCAAGUGAUAAUCCCAAAAGCAAGAGUGGAAGAUGAAGAUUUCUUGUUCUCAAUGAGACUUCGGGUAGGGGGCAAGCCUUCAGGCUCAACAAUUAUACUUUCCAAUGACGGAACAGCAACAGUCUCUCAUUAUUAUAGAAACUUUACCCGGCUCUAUCAAUUUGACUUACCUUAUGAUGCUGGUAAAGUACUAGAUGCUUCAGUUCUUCCUUCUACAGAUGAUGGUGAAGGGGCAUGGGUUGUACUAACUGAGAAAGCAGGAAUUUGGGCAAUACCAGAGAAGGCUGUUAUUCUUGGUGGUGUUGAACCACCUGAGCGUAGCUUGUCACGUAAAGGUAGCUCAAAUGAAGGAUCUGCACAAGAAGAGAGAAAAAACCUCACAUUUGGAGGUAAUAUGGCUCCUAGAAGGGCUAGCUCUGAAGCACAGGAGCCUGUAGACAGACAAAAGGCAGUUAAAGGUGUGAUUGCAAGGCGAAAUACCCUAGAUGAAGAAUCAGAAACUUUACUAGGUCAACUUUUCCAUGAUUUUCAAUUAUCUGGGCAGGUUGAAGGUUCACUCGAAAAGCUGCAAAAGUCUCGAGCAUUUGAAAGGGGUGAAGAGACAAAUGUUUUUGCAAGGCUGAGCAAAUCAAUUGUUGACACCUUAGCUAAACACUGGACAACAACCAGAGGAGCUGAGAUUUUGGCCAUGGCUGUUGUUUCUUCCCAACUCUUGGAUAAGCAGCAGAAGCAUGAAAAAUUUCUCCAGUUUCUUGCUUUGUCAAAAUGCCAUGAGGAGCUGUGUUCUAGACAGAGACAUUCCUUGCAGAUUAUCUUGGAACAUGGUGAAAAGCUUGCUGGAAUGAUUCAACUGAGAGAAUUGCAAAACGCUAUUAGCCAGAAUCGCUCUGCUGGAAUUGGCUCCUCACAUUCCAGUCAAGAAAUUCAAACAUCAGGUGCUCUUUGGGAUCUUAUUCAAUUAGUAGGGGAAAGAGCUCGGCGAAGUACUGUUCUUCUGAUGGAUAGAGAUAACGCUGAAGUAUUCUACAGUAAGAUUUCAGAUCUGGAAGAAGUAUUUUAUUGCUUAGACAGACAGCUGGAUUAUAUAAUAAGCACAGAGCAGCCAUUUGGAGUUCAAAAUCAGAGAGCUUGUGAACUAUCCAAUGCAUGUGUUGCGAUAGUUCAAACAGCCAUGCACUACAAAAAUGAGCACCAUUUAUGGUAUCCACCACCUGAGGGUCUAACACCAUGGUAUUGUAAACAUGUGGUGCGCAGUGGGAUUUGGAGCAUCGCUUCCUUCAUGCUGCAGCUGCUCAAGGAAGCAUCUACACUUGAUGUGUCUGCAAAAUCAGAUUUAUAUACCCAUCUUGAAGCACUGGCGGAAAUUCUACUUGAAGCAUAUGCUGGUGCCAUCAAAGCUAAAGUUGAGCUUGGAGAAGAUCACAAAGGUCUCUUAGAUGAGUACUGGUGUAGGAGGGAUCUGCUGCUUGACUCGCUGUAUCAACAGGUCAAAGAAUUUGUGGAAGAUGGGCACCAGGAUAUAAGUGAAGAAACUAGUGAGCACAAAAAGGAUUCGCUGAAGAAGUUUUCUUCACAAUUGCUGUCAAUUGCAAACCGGCAUGAAUGCUACAAUACUUUAUGGAAAAUAUGUUGUGAUCUCAAUGAUUCAGAACUUCUUAGGAAUCUAAUGCGUGAGAGCAUGGGACCCAAUGGAGGUUUCAGUUACUUUGUGUUUAAACAACUGUACAAAAGUAGGCAAUUUUCUAAACUUCUAAGACUCGGGGAAGAGUUUCUGGAGGAGCUAUCCAUUUUUCUAAAGCGUCACCAGGAUCUUCUUUGGCUUCACGAACUGUUUCUUCAUCAAUUUUCUUUGGCUUCAGAAACACUUCACCUAUUGGCUCUUUCUCAACAUGAACGUUCAAUGUCAGAAACUGAGGGGACAGACCCCCAUUAUGGAACUAUGGUACCCAAAUUACAAGACAGAAAGCGUCUACUGAAUCUCUCAAAGAUAGCUGCAAUUGCUGGUAAGGGUGAGGAGGCAAAUGUGAAGCGUAUUGAAGCUGAUUUGAAGAUACUAAAGUUGCAGGAAGAAAUAGUAAAAUUCCUUUCUGAUGAUGGAACAAAGCAAUCUGUUGGAGAGCGGUUGCUCAAUCCAGAAGAGCUUAUCAAGCUGUGCCUCGAAAUGAAAAGCCCAGAGCUUGCACUGUGCGCUUUUGAUGUGUUUGCAUGGACUAGCUCCUCCUUCCGUAAGGCCCAUAAGAACCUUUUGGAGGAGUGCUGGAAGAAUGCUGCCGAACAGGAUGAUUGGAGCAAACUUUAUCAGGCUUCCACAAUCGAAGGGUGGACUGAUGAGGAAACCUUGCAGAAUUUGAAGCACACCAUGCUUUUCAAGGCUUCAAGUAGGUGCUAUGGACCUCUAGCUGAAACUUUCGGAGAAGGGUUUGAUCAAGUAUUACCACUGAGACAGGAAACUUCGGAACCUCCUAUCAUGAAGGAUUCAGGUUCUUCAGUCUUAGCGAAUCUGAUGCAGCACAAGGACUACCCUGAAGCCGGCAAGCUGUUACUGACCGCUAUCAUGUUGGGGAGUCUAGAGGAUGACACCGGAGAAGAAGAGGGCACGACCCCAAUGGAGUGAUAUUGACAAGUAUUUUUUAUAUCGUCUGAAUUCUUCUUUCCUUGUAACACUAACUCUGUAGUCUACGUUUUUUCUUUUUUUUUUUUCAAUUAUAUAUGAUUUUUGUUCCUUAAUGAAAAAGGUUAAA
Morus notabilis is the source of this 4164-nucleotide messenger RNA. RefSeq names its product nuclear pore complex protein NUP133. Gene Ontology annotation, cellular component: nuclear pore outer ring. The coding region runs from base 90 to 4037 and encodes 1315 amino acids. NCBI's taxonomy places the organism in Eukaryota, Viridiplantae, Streptophyta, Magnoliopsida, Rosales, Moraceae. Gene Ontology annotation, biological process: transcription-dependent tethering of RNA polymerase II gene DNA at nuclear periphery; poly(A)+ mRNA export from nucleus; protein import into nucleus. The transcript is spliced from 8 exons. The record is from RefSeq and is a predicted model, not a curated record. Gene Ontology annotation, molecular function: protein binding; structural constituent of nuclear pore.